AUGCGGUUUCUAACCGCCCUUGCUUCGUCACUCUUUUUUUCUUCAUUUACAUUCGCUUCCCCUUAUCGUCCAGACCUCACAUCCUACAAUCUCAAUGUGAACCAAUCCGCCCAGUCCGCUACAGAUUAUUCAACCACGAGAUCAAACACCACCUACACCCCCUCUCCACAGAACUGGCGCUCAAUACCAAUGUACACCGUCCUUAUGGACAAGUUUGCUGAUGGUGACCCUUCAAAUAAUCAGUUCUUUAACUCACCACACGAAUGGGAUUGGAGAGAAACUCAACUUCGUUUCGGCGGUGACCUCAAAGGUCUAAUCUCAAAACUGGACUAUAUCCAAGGAAUGGGCGUUAAGGCCAUAUAUCUCUCAGGUACUAUAUUCUUGAACAUGAUAUGGCAAGCCGAUAGUUAUUCUCCUCUCGACUUCUCUGUAUUGGAUCCUCAUUGGGGUACUAUUGAUGAUUGGGUAAACUUCAUUGACAUCUUACACGCACGCGGCAUUUAUGUCAAUUCCAGCGCCCCAUUCAGUCUCGCUGAAUAUCCUACGGUCUACAAAAACCCGAGGUACAUCCCCUGGGGAUUUGAACAGUAUGUUGAUUUUUCCCUCAUCAAUGAGCGUAACACUUCUUGUGAACUUCCCGUCUUUUGGCAAGAUGAUGGAAUAAUCCAGCCUGUAACGGGAAAUGAUGGUUGUUACGAGUCCGACUUUGAUCAAUAUGGUGACAUGGACGCCUUCGGUAUGCACCCCGCCUGGCAGCGUCAGCUUUCCAAAUUUGCAUCUGUACAGGACCGUCUUCGCGAAUGGAAGCCUUCUGUUUUGAACAAACUGACUACUUUUUCCUGUAUGACCAUUACAGCCCUUGAUAUCGAUGCCAUUCGUGUCGACAAAUCCACACAGCUCACUGUCGACGGCCUGACCGCUUGGGCAUCUGCAACUCGUGCUUGCGCCAGUAAUCUUGGAAAGAAGAACUUUUAUAUCACCGGUGAAGUCACUGGCGGUGACACCUUUGGGUCUCUAUACUUGGGACGUGGCCGUACCCCGGCUAUGCCGCACCCCGGAUUCCUUCAGGCAACCAACUUGACAGGAUCCGAAAGCCAGUAUUUCUUGCGCCCACAGUCAUCGAAUGGCCUCGACGGCUACGCGUUCCAUUACUCAAUAUACCGUUCCCUCAUCCGUUUCCUCGGAGUGGCCAACUCAUUGGUCGUCACGUCCGACCUCGACGCCAACUUUAUCACCGCUUGGAAUCAGAUGUUCGUGAAUGACGACUUCUUGAAUCCAAACACCGGCCUCGCCGAUCCGAAGCAUCUAUUCGGAACAAGUAAUUUCGAUGUUUUCCGCUGGCCCGGUUUGGUGAAUGGCACAUCGAGGUCCGCAUUGGGAUCUUAUAUCACGUACCUGGUUAUGCCAGGGGUUCCAUUGAUCUACUAUGGCGAGGAGCAGAAUUUCUAUCUGUACGACUCCACGGCUUCAAACUAUCUUUUCGGCCGUCAAGCUAUGAUGAGCAACAAGGCUUGGCAACGCCAUGGGUGCUACAGAGUCGGAUCUGCCCAAUACCCUAACAUGGCGCUUGAACCUGCCUUAACGGGAUGUGACGACGAUUGGAACUCGCUCGAUCAUUUCGAUCCCACAACGGACAUGCGUCGCCUCCUGAAACAUUUCUUGUACCUCCGAACCACCUACAACGCCCUCCAAGACGGCUUCGACCUCAUACAGCAUGGAAACUGGACCUACUUCGUCGACCUCCCGGGUUCGAACCAUACCGCGACCGAGAUGGGCCUCUGGUCUGUAUCACGUGCGGGUAUCCCGAACGUACAAAACCUGACCGGGGAGCACACCGAUCAGGUCUGGCUAUUGUACUCCAAUCAGAACAGCUCACAGACGCAUUCGUAUGAUUGCAGCGGUCCGCUGUGGCUGUCAUCACCAUAUGUGGGUGGGACGACGGUGAGGAACUUGCUUUCUCCGUACGAGAACUAUACGCUUGUGGACUCGGGGGUGUCAUACUAUAAUAACGGAAUGGGACCGUGGUAUGGGUGUCUCCAGACUGUGGACAUGGACAUGUUUGGCUUCAAGGCUUUGGUGCCUGUCAGCGAGUGGGUCCCUGCCCCCCCUAUGCUCACCAAGUUUCUGCCUGGACAUGACGCGCGCCUUGAAGUCAUGCAGGGGAUGCCAAACGCUACGAUCGUGAACAUCGCGCUAGAAUUCAAUGUGGCAAUGUCAUGUGAUAGCGUCACACACAGUUUAUCGUUCAGCAUGUCGUCUUCUGGCACCGGUGGGCAGCCUAUGCUCGACCUGACUUCGGUGGUGUGCAAUGCUGUCAUGAAUCCCACCAUGUCGCCCAUUAUCAUUGUUAAUAAUCCAUCAUCGUUCGAUGGAACGCUGUCUACUGGGAAUACAGAUCAUCUGCUGCUGCGCAAGGGCGAAGCGAACAAUGUCAUGGUGUUCCCCGAGUCCGAUUACGAUAACGCAGAUUUCAACUACGUUGAUGGCCAGUAUACAUUCACGCACCGUGCCUAUGGGGCGGACAUGUUCAGGUACUCAGGCGACUUCACACUAAGUUGGUCUAAUUGGACGAGCUGGGAGAAUGUUACGACCAUACCCGCUGACGUCCUUAUCAAUUCUGAUACUUUCUGGACAGGACAACAUCUCGUAGUACAAUAUUGGAGUGGUGUCGCGACUACCGCCAGCGUUGUCGUGCAUGCAGAUCUGAACCACAAGCAGCAACGUCGCAUUCCGCAGUUCCUCGCUCGAGGUCCUUUCAAUAACUGGGGUUAUGACCAGGGUAUCUCCAAUGCGAUGAACCUAGUCAGCGAUGGCACUUGGGAGCUCGAAAUCAUGACUGCGUGGCCAACGUACUUGCAACUCAACGUGUUUGGGUACGAUGACUACUUCUACGGCGACGUCGAUGGGGACGGCAUUUUGGAUCGGCUACCACCAAACACCAUUGCGCUCAACUACCUGAACUUGUCGGCACCCCCUUAUCCUGCGCUCGCAUGGGCACUGAUUGUUGAUGAUGCCACGUUGGCUUGGACUCUUGAACCUCGUGGCCAGGCUUCUGUCAGUGCUAUCAUGUACACGUUUCUCUGCUCUCUCCCCCCCAUUACCGGAGUUCUCGCAGUCGUCAUUUUCAUAUACUCUUUCUACGGCAUCCGCCACAACCUGUACGGUGUGAAGACGAAUUGGGGCGCAAGCAAGUGCUUCUCCAACAUUGGAUCUCUCGGCAGCAAGCCGACCGCGGACUUCAAGGAGUGCGUGACGCCCAUCAUGGAGAAAAUCUUUGGGCACAAGCCGAAUGCGGAGAUCAUAGGAUGGCCAGAGGACAAGAACAAGCGACGCAAAGUUCUCAUCGCGACGCUGGAGUAUGAGAUCAUUGACUGGAAGAUCAAAGUCAAGAUCGGAGGUCUUGGUGUGAUGUCGUCGCUCAUGGGAAAAGCUAUGACGGACGUUGACUUGAUCUGGGAAUAUCCUGCUGGUGAACCUGCGGAACCUAUCGAGGUUACCAUCCUCAAUGAACCUUACCUCGUCGAUGUGGAGACGCACGUGUUAGACAAUAUCACAUAUGUUAUCCUCGACAGCCCCGUUUUCCGUGCACAGACAAAAUCGGACCCGUACCCAGCCCGCAUGGAUGAUCUUAGUUCCGCCAUCUUCUACUCUACAUGGAACCAGGCCAUCGCAACUACCAUCCGCCGAUUCCCCGUCGUCGACAUAUACCACAUCAACGACUACCACGGCGCGCUUGCUCCAAUUUACCUCCUGCCCAAAGUAGUACCCGUCUGUCUCUCGUUACACAAUGCUGAGUUCCAGGGUCUAUGGCCGCUUCGAACAAAAGAAGAGAUGAAAGAAGUCUGCUCCGUGUUCAACAUCAGCAAAGAGCACUGUACGAAAUACGUUCAGUUUGGAAACACGUUCAACUUGCUUCACGCUGCCGCAUCGUUCAUCAGCGUUCAUCAAAAGAGCAUCGGUGUUGCCGGAGUGUCGGACAAGUAUGGGAAGCGCAGUUGGGUGCGGUAUCCUGCUCUGUGGACUCUCAAGCAUGUUGAUUCGCUGCCUAAUCCUGACCCUACGGAUAUUGCGGCUUUGGAUGAGAACCCGGUGGCUAUCCGUGAAGUGCAGAUCGAUCGGGCUGCUGAGGCGCAGCGUCCGGAGAUGAAGAGGCAGGCUCAGGAAUGGGCGAAUAUCAAGCAGGAUCCCAACUCUGAUCUAUUUGUGUUCGUUGGUCGGUGGUCGAAGCAGAAAGGUGUUGACCUGAUUGCGGAUGUCAUGCCAUCGCUCCUUGAGAAACGCCCUUCGAUACAGUUGAUUUGUGUCGGACCUGUUAUUGAUCUGUAUGGUCGGUUCGCUGCGGAGAAGCUCACUCGCUUGAUGGAGAUGUACCCUGAUCGUGUUUACGCGAAACUGGAGUUUACUGUGUUGCCGCCUUAUCUGUUUGGUGGUGCUGAUUUUGCUCUGAUUCCUUCCCGUGAUGAACCGUUUGGAUUGGUCGCUGUCGAAUUUGGGAGGAAAGGUGCCCUUGGUGUUGGUAGUCGACUCGGUGGUCUUGGGUUGAUGCCUGGAUGGUGGUUCCCUGUGGAAUCUACCUCGACGGAUCAUAUGUUAUCUCAGCUUUCGAAGACGAUCAAGUUGGCGUUAAAAUCCACAGAAGAAGAAAGGGCCAUGCUUCGUGCUCGGUCAGCUAUUCAGCGUUUCCCAGUCAUCGAAUGGCGUCAGCGGAUGGAAGACAUACACCGACGGAGUAUAAACGCGAGCCGAAAUCUGGCUGAUUCAAACGCUUGGCGGGAGGCGGACUGCGGGACUGAGCCCUCUCAGCAUGCGGCUUUUGAGGUAGAAGAUUGGAACCCUGUCAAUCAAGGACUGCCCGUUUCACCUGGCUGGGAUGUACAGACCCCCAUGUCAUCCCCGAGAUUCAUGCUUAGCUCUCUCAGUGAAAGCGAAGUUUCUACGCCCCACGAAGAGAGCUUUUUGUUAACGUCAUCCCCGAGAUUCAUGCUUGGUUCUCCCAGUGCAAGCGAAGUUUCUACGCCCCACGAGGAAAGCUUUUUGUUAACACCGCCUGGUUUCACGAAUAGUAGUCGGUCCAGUUCCAGUGACGUUUUGGAGAAAGGGGACGGGACGAUUGCACAAGAUCGUCGACAUGCGCCAGAUCCUUUCUUGAGUCCGACGUCCCCUUCAAAACCGUUUGGAUCACAUUCUCUGGCGAUCUCCGUCGUGAAAGAAAAGACCAACUCGCCGCUGAACAAGGCUAUUAUGACGUUCACGGAUUCUGAUGGCAGCGUUACCUCAGAGUUUGUGCAAAAGCUACAAACGCUGAACUCAAAUAACUCCAAGGGUGAACUCUCUAUUGAGAAGUACCUCGUCAAAUCUGAGAAUGCUUUCUUCGAACGUGCGAGACGAGACAAGCUGUCCGAUGCAGCCAGUCACAUUUCCUCGCACCGAGAGCGUAUCCGGAUCAUGCUGGCUCGAAAAAUCGGAAGCUGGCCGUUGUAUACUAUCAUCAUUGCUCUCGGUCAGAUGCUUGCUGCAAAUAGCUACCAGAUGACUUUGCUCACUGGUCAAAACUACCAGGAAAACGUUCAACUAUAUGUUCUCAGCACUGUAUUCUUGAUUUCAUCUUUUGUUUGGUAUACGUUGUUCCGCUUGAAGCCUUCUGUCUACGUUCUUUCUGCUCCCUGGCUCUUUUAUGGCCUAGCAUUCUUUUUGAUUGCCAUUCCCUCAUUAUCAUCAAAACUUCAAGGGACUCAUACCAUCUUAUCGGACAUUGCCACUUGGUCAUAUACUGUCGCUUCUGCUGCUUCGUUCCUAUUUUUUGGCUUGAACUUCGGAGAGGAAGCGGCUGCCGCCACUGAAGUCUGGAUACUGCGCGCUUGCAUUGUACAAGGUUCUCAACAGAUCUGGGUGGCUGCCCUGUGGUACUGGGGUAGCACACUGAAUACCGCGACGCCUGGGUCCGUUACGCCUUGGUGGAUUGUGUUUAUCUUGUGGCCGCUCUCAAUAAUGUCGUUUGCGUUUGCAUACUUGAUGUUGUACGGACUACCAGAGUACUACCGACAAACUCCUUCGAAAGUUCCAAACCUCCUUAAGACUCUCUUGCGAAGGAAGCUAGUUCUUUGGUUCCUCGCGUCUGAAAUUUUGCGUGAUUAUUGGCUCAGCGGUCCUUACGGUCGCAACUGGAGUUUCCUCUGGAAUGUUCCGAUCCCCAAGUCGGCGAUCAUGCUUCUCGUCAUCUUCUUUUUCGUUGGUGUCUGGGCUCUCAUGCUCUAUGUUCUCACGUCCUUGAGUAAGACGCAUACUUGGUUGUUGCCCGUGUUCGCUGUCGGCCUUGGCGCUCCAAGAUGGUGUCAGACAUUGUGGGGCACCUCGUCUCUUGCGCUCUAUAUCCCGUGGGCUGGCUCAGGGGGACCAUACCUAGGUCUUUCUCUGUGGCUUUGGCUUGGUGUUUUGGAUGCUGUACAGGGCGUCGGCCUGGGAAUGAUUCUGCUCCAGACAUUGUCAAGAUUACACGUCUGUUCCACGCUCGCUCUCGCUCAGGUUAUUGGGUCUAUUUGUGUUAUGGCCGCCCGCGCAAGUGCACCAAACCGCAUCGGUCCAGGGAGCGUAUUCCCUAAUGUCGGAACAUGGGACUUCUCACAUGGUCUCAGGGGCAGCCCAAUGGCCUCCGCUCCAUUCUGGCUAGCGCUGAUCUGCCAGAUUGUCAUUGUACUAGGUUACUUCUGGUUCUACCGCAAAGAACAACUAGGUAAGUCGUCGUGCAAGUUGACUGUGGAGAUGCUCUAA
Suillus bovinus is the source of this 6768-nucleotide messenger RNA. Its product is annotated as glycoside hydrolase family 13/glycosyltransferase family 5 protein. Bases 1 to 6768 code for a protein of 2255 amino acids. The record is from RefSeq and is a predicted model, not a curated record. The transcript has 20 exons. Gene Ontology annotation, biological process: fungal-type cell wall (1->3)-alpha-glucan biosynthetic process. Gene Ontology annotation, molecular function: alpha-1,3-glucan synthase activity. Lineage: Eukaryota; Fungi; Basidiomycota; Agaricomycetes; Boletales; Suillaceae. Gene Ontology annotation, cellular component: fungal-type cell wall.